GAUUUGUUUGUAAUCAAUUUCUGGUCGUGACAAGAACGUAAGGGGCCGUACUAUUUUCAGCUUCCAUUCCUCAUAUCAAGACAUUAAUAUGUCUACAAUAGAAAGUCCAGUUGAUGAGUAUGGUUUCCACCGACCAGACGACUUUGAUUACAAAACCUACAGCGAAUUUAUGUCAUCUUACAUACGUAUCCUGGCACAUAGAGCUACUCGAUGGGGCAGUGUAUUAAAGGGUUCUUCAAAAGUUAAAAAGUCUAGAAAAAUCAAGAGAUUUGUUAGGAAAGGAGUGCCUUCAAGUCAUAGAGCACAGGUAUGGAUGGAUAUAAGUGGGGCCCGGAAGAGAAUGAAGAAGCUUCCGGGAUACUAUCAAUCACUGUUAGAAUCUGAGUUGGAUGAUAUUGUGAGGAACAGUAUAUUAACAGAUAUUGACAGGACCUUUCCAGAAAAUAUCUACUUUGGUUCCUCAUCUGAUAGCCUUAAACAGAAAUUAAAGAACAUUUUAGUUGCUUAUGCAGUUCACAAUCCUAAGAUUGGCUACUGUCAGGGGUUGAAUUACAUAGCUGGUCUACUUCUGCUCAUAAUCAAGACAGAGGAGCCUGCCUUCUGGUUACUGGAAGCUAUGAUGAUGAAGAGGCUACCAGAUUAUUACGCCAAAGAUAUGAUGGGUCUGCAGGUGGAACAAGAGGUCCUCUCGGAACUUGUCAAAAUUAAGCUACCAACCCUUCACCAUCACAUCGAGUCUAUCGGUCUAUCCUACAGCAUAUUCUCUACUAAGUGGUUUAUCUGCCUUUAUAUUGACGUCCUACCUGUUGAGACGGUUCUUCGGAUAUGGGACAGCCUGUUUUAUGAAGGCUCCAAGAUCUUGUUAAGAGUGGCUAUCACUCUGUUAGCCCUUCACCAAGACAAACUGCUCGCCGCAAAAGACUUUCCUCAGCUCUGCAAUGUCAUGAAGGACAUUACUACUACACCGUCCACAAUGGAUUGCCAUUCAUUUAUGACGAACUGUUUUGAGCUCCCCGGGUCAUUACCAAGGCGUCUGGUGAGCAGAUUGAGAAGAGAAGCACACGAACGACUGAAGCCUGGGGAAGGGCAGAAUGGGAAGUGAUCACGUGAACCUGCGACGAAUUACCGAGGCGGCACGUGGUUUAAUCACGUGUUAAAACCAAGAAAUGAUUGCGUGAGCUUGGAUCAACUGCUAAGAGAUAUUUUUACGAGUGCAUUCCUGAUCACGUUUAGCAAAUUGUCAACUUCGGUACAUGUUGGUGCAUCACGUGAUAAUGGAAAGAGCAAUUGGUGCAUCACGUGACCAUGGUACUCAGUCUCCCGCCCAGCCGUCCUUAGUGUGAAACUGAGCUCCCCCCCCCCCCCCCCUCCCAUCUCCUCCCCAAAUGAUAGAGACUCACUCACCCUAAGGGCGGCUAUGCAGGAGACUGGGACUUACCUGUCCCAUAAUACAGGCAUUAUUAUGCACCCCGAACAUUUCAAUAUUACGAGCUACAUUCUACUCAAUUUUACUAUUUUAUUCAUUGAUUUUAUCCAUGCUAUGAUUUUAUUCCAAUCGCUUAUGUAAAUAUUUUGAAGGGUUGAUCUUAGGUAAUUAAUAAUCGAGCUUUUUACUGUAUGAUAAAGAGACAUGGUUGUUAAAAGUCACACACAAGACGGAGUAUUAUCAUCGAUAAACUGAUCUGUUUCGAUGUAUAAAUUUUGUAAACAAUGAGGCCAGCGUAUAAGUACUGACAUGCGACACCAUGUUUUCAUGGGCCCCCAUGAUUCCGAGUUGGGUGUGGCUCAUCACAGCACAGCCGCAUGAAAGAAAUGCCUAAUAUAGAAUGCCCUGCAGUAAGUGUUUUGCAGUCAAGUUUCUUUUCUAUUAGUAGGUAAAAACAAUAAUUAUAAUCAUAGCUAUGGUCACACUGUACAUAAAACUUUAAAUGAAAAGAAAAAAAAUUUAUAUUUGCAGUCAAACUACGGAAUCGCAAGAUAACCUGGAAUAUAUUGAAUAAAAGACUGCAAAACCAA
Nematostella vectensis (starlet sea anemone) is the source of this 2016-nucleotide messenger RNA. Its product is annotated as growth hormone-regulated TBC protein 1-A. Lineage: Eukaryota; Metazoa; Cnidaria; Anthozoa; Actiniaria; Edwardsiidae. The coding region runs from base 89 to 1102 and encodes 337 amino acids. The transcript is spliced from 11 exons. The record is from RefSeq and is a predicted model, not a curated record.